Humulus lupulus (European hop) is the source of this 989-nucleotide messenger RNA. Its product is annotated as protein PELPK1-like. The coding region runs from base 59 to 766 and encodes 235 amino acids. The record is from RefSeq and is a predicted model, not a curated record. The transcript has a single exon. Lineage: Eukaryota; Viridiplantae; Streptophyta; Magnoliopsida; Rosales; Cannabaceae.
GUCCUCUAUCUCUUCUUCGCAGAACACUAUUCUUUUAUCAGAUUUCAUCGAUAUUAUCAUGGCUUAUCAACGCCUCCCAAACAUCAUGUUACCAUUUCUGAUUCUUACAUGUUCAUUCUGUAUCAGCAGCAUAAUGGUUGCCGAAGCAUCACGCCAGUUGUUAGAGACUACUCCUACCUUUCCAAAGGUACCUGAGAUUCCAAAGCCCGAACUCCCCAAGUUGCCCGAGCUGCCAAAGUUUGAAAUUCCUAAAGCUCCUGAACUACCAAAGCCUGAAGCCCCUAAAUUGCCUGAGGUUCCUCAUGAGCUGCCAAAGCUUGAAAUUCCCAACGUUCCUCAAGUGCCGAAUCCUGAAGCCCCAAAGUUGCCUGAGCUGCCUCAUGAGCUGUCAAAGCCUCAAAUUCCCAAGGUUCCUGAACUGCCAAAACCUGAAGCCCCAAAGUUGCCUGAGGUGCCAAAGCCUGAACUCCCAAAUGUUUCUGAACAACCAAAGCCUGAAGUCCCUAAGUUGCAUGAAUUGAGCCAUGAUGAUGCCCCUAAGGUACCCGAAUUGCCAAAACUUGAUGCCCCUAAGUUGCCUGAAUUGCCAAAACUUGAAGUUCCUAAGUUGCCUGAAAUGCCCCAUGAAUUUCCUAAGCUUGAGAUUCCAAAAUUACCUGAACUCCCACAUGAGCUUCCUAAACCCACUUUGCCAACCAUUCCUGGCCUUUCUAAGGACAACUCUAUGCCUUCCCACAACACCCCACCUCACACCAGUAAGCCUUGAGCAUUUAAUGGAGUGAUUGUUUCAGUUGCAGAUUUAAAUAUUGCUUGAUCACUUGUGUGUUGUUUCUUAAUUUAUGAAAGCUAAUUCUUUAGCUACCUAUAGGAUUCUGUUAUCCUUUCAUAGUUACAAUUUUUUUCACCAGUAUUAUUGUAUACGUAUGAUGGAAUAUUUAUUAUAAUUUUCUAUCGAAUAUAGUUAUUUUUAUUGACAUCCAUAUAAUAAA